Molecule: messenger RNA, 978 nt
Organism: Naegleria lovaniensis
Lineage: Eukaryota; Heterolobosea; Eutetramitea; Acrasida; Naegleriidae
Exons: 1
Coding region: 1-978 (325 amino acids)
Source: RefSeq, a predicted model, not a curated record
AUGCCAAAAGAAACAACGGAAAUUCACCAACGAUCGCAAAGAUCUGCCAAGUGUCCCGAAUGUGUUGUGAAUAAUACGUCCUACUGUUCUCACGCCAGAUCUAUUUGUAAUUUUCUUGGAUUAAAAGCACGUCCCUAUCCUGUAUUUCCAUCUUGGUUCUCUGAAGAAAUUCAAGAUCUCUCAUCUUUACAGCAGCAUGAUCUUUUCAGAGGUUUUCAUAACAUGCAAACGGAGUUUAUUCAAACUUUUCCAAAGAAUUAUAGACUUGAAACCAAAAGACAGCACUUUCUGAGUGACUUGAUCAUGUUCUUGAAUGAUAAGCUUUCCGAGUAUGAAAUUCCAAAAAGACUUUCGAUCGAUGUCAUCACUCGUAAUCAAAAGAAAAGACGUUCAUUGGGUUUAUCUGUACAUGAAGAAGAGCAGGACGUAAUAGAAGUUACCGAAGAAAGAGAUUCCAUGCAGGAUCAGAACGAACAGGAUCCACUUGUCAAUCCCAAUGGUGAUAGUGAUUCUCUUGUUGGAAGUUGUCAAUCUGAAGAGUCUUCAGAUGUGGAUGACAUGACCAUUAUCACUCCUGGAAGUGCUCAUACGCAACAUGCUCUUCCAUUGCCUCCUUCCGUACAUGAUCCAACACCUUCGAUCACAAUAGCUGUACAGUCUGAACCUUAUGGUAAACUUUUUCAUGUGAAAUUACCAUUGAAUAUGAAAACCUUAGACGGUUUAAAAAAAGAAAUCAAACAACAUUGCUGUAUCGUACAUGACGUUACCUUGUCCUAUGAGAGAAAUGCUCAAAGAUCCUCUCUUGUCAGUGAUAUGAAUGUCACUCUCAUGUUUGAAUAUUUUGCAAGAAUGCAACAAAAGAAUGACGAGUAUGAACCAAAAAUCUUUUUUUUGGAAGCUUUUUCAAACAUGAUGGGAAAAGAAAAUAUAUUUUCCUAUCCCAUUCAUUCAUUUUUACAAAACAGUUGUAAUCAAUAA